GCCGGGUCCCUGGAGGCUGGGCUGCGCUUGGCAGAGUAGCACGUGUGCUGACAUCAGAUCUACUGCAGUGGCAGAGUAACCCAGACUAGCUAUGCAGCAUCUGAUGAGCAGCCUCGUGGGAUGCCUGGUGUCUCUACCACUACUGCUGCUGCUGGGCGGACUGCCUGACCAAUCACACGCCGGCAAGAUCCUGGUGUACCCGGUGGAUGGCAGCCACUGGCUCAACAUGAACAUCCUGCUGCUGGAGCUGCACAAGCGCGGCCACGAGCUGACGGUGGUGCGCUCAUCCAACAGCUGGUACGUGCCGGAGAACGCCGAGCACUACACCUCCAUCACCAUCCCCACCAGCCACGCCAGCAACCUAGAGGACCCCGAGUACAUGGCCUCCUUCCUGAAGAGGAACAUCGAGAUCCGCAGCAGGGACAAGUCCAUCUCGUCCUUCGUCGCCCUCCAGCAGGAGACCUUGACCUUGCUGAUGGAGGCGCACAACGCCUCGGCGCACAUGGUGCGGGACAUCCUCACCAACAAGGGGCUGGUGAAGUCGCUCCAGACCGCCAAGUACGACGUGAUGCUGACGGAUCCCGGGUUCGCGGGCGGGGUGGUGCUGGGCCGCUACCUGGAGCUGCCCUUGGUCUUCAACGUGCGCUGGAUCACCAACUCCGAGGGCCACUUUGCCAUCGCGCCCUCUCCGCUGUCCUACAUCCCCACCAUCGGCUCUCAGGUCUCCGACAAGAUGAGCUUCAUGAAUAAGCUGAAGAACUUGUUGCAUUACAGCAUUGGCAAGUACAUCGACUACGGCAUCACCAGGCCCCUCUACCAAGGGGUCAUCAGCGAGUUCAUCGAUCCCAAUCUCAACGUCUACUCUUUGAUGCAGGGAGCGGACCUGUGGCUCAUGCGCGUGGACUUUGUCUUUGAGUUCCCGCGUCCCACCAUGCCCAACGUGGUGUACAUGGGGGGUUUCCACUGUAAGCCCUCCAAGGCCCUGCCUCCCGAGCUGGAAGAAUUCAUGCAGAGCUCAGGGGAGCAUGGGGUGGUCGUCAUGUCCCUAGGCACCUUACUCGGAAGCCUCGAGCCUGGAAUUUCAGAGGUCAUUGCAGCGGCCUUUGCCAAGCUGCCGCAGAAAGUCGUCUGGAGGCACCUGGGGAAAAGGCCGUCCACCCUGGGAAGCAACACACUGGUGGUGGACUGGCUGCCACAGAACGACCUCCUGGGUCACCCAAAAACACGGGCCUUUGUCACACACGGAGGGACAAAUGGGAUAUACGAAGCCAUCUACCACGGAGUGCCCAUGCUGGGCCUGCCUCUCAUCUUCGAUCAGUUUGACAACAUGGUCCGCCUCACGUCACGAGGGGUGGCCAAGGUCCUCGAGGUGACUGAACUGGACGUGGACACGUUGACGAGAGCGCUGAAAGAGAUCCUGGACGAGAAUGAACCAUACAGAGCGAACGUCCGCAGAAUGUCACGGCUGCACCAGGACCAGCCCAUGAAGCCUCUGGACGCUGCCAUCUUCUGGCUGGAGUUUGUAAUGCGCCACAAGGGUGCCGCACACCUACGCACUGAGUCCUACAAGAUGCCGUGGUAUGCCUAUCACAACAUCGACGUCCUGGGGUUCCUUCUCGGUUCAGCCACGGCAGGUUUCUGGCUGCUUGUGUUCACCUGCAAGGCUCUCUGCAGAGUCUGCUGCCGGAGAAGAUCAAGAGACAAAAAAGCCAAAGUGCAGUAGUAACAAUUACAGCAUUUCAAAUCUCCACAUCUAGGGUUUGUGGUAGCCCUUUCAUGCAGAUGGGAUCGCCAGUGAUCCCAUUCACCAUUUCCUCAAAAAGCUUAAUCAUAACAGCAUUGCCGAGAGUCUAAAGUAAGAGAUUAAGACAUGUUCAUUACCAUUUUGGUGACAAUAAGGUUAUGAGAGGCUCUGCAUGAACAUGUGAAGAGAUCAAUGUCCCCUCCAAAAUUGAGCUUGAGAAAAACACCAGCAGGGGUGAAAAGAAAAUUAGAAGAUAGCCCUGAAUGCCAUAACAAUCAUACAAUAAUGAAGUGGUGCAAUUUGUACUCAUUUUAUUAACUGCUUGUUUUAUUGAUUUUGUACGGACAUUGAAUGCAUCAGUCUAAUAUUAUGUAUGUAAAUAUUCACUGGACACAAUCUCGUUGUUGGUCAACACAAAUAAGAAGAAUAUUCAAAAAUCAAAGUCAUAACGCAACAUAAGGCGAAUGCUGCCAAACAUCUCCUACACUUCGGAAUGGCGUGUAUGACUAUGCAUGGACACUAAUGGUGAAUAUCUGCAACCGUAAAAAAUAAAGUGCUCCCUUGGCAUCUCUUCUA
Engraulis encrasicolus (European anchovy) is the source of this 2320-nucleotide messenger RNA. It is a transcript of the gene ugt5e1, whose product is annotated as UDP glucuronosyltransferase 5 family, polypeptide E1. Lineage: Eukaryota; Metazoa; Chordata; Actinopteri; Clupeiformes; Engraulidae. The record is from RefSeq and is a predicted model, not a curated record. The transcript has 2 exons. The coding region runs from base 92 to 1723 and encodes 543 amino acids. Gene Ontology annotation, molecular function: UDP-glycosyltransferase activity.